CAACUGGGCCAAUGAGCGGCGACGGGAGGUGAAAUCCGGUUCUAACCGGUCCGGGGCUCCCAGCGCUAUAAAAACUUUAUAAACCCCCCGGAGCCCGAGCAGUGUGAAGAAGCAGCGAGGACGACCCCCGGACGGACCGAGCCCGCGCGCCGCUGUAUACCCGCGUUCAGCGCCGACGUCCCCUGCCGCCGCCAUGCCCAAAAGAAAGGCUGAAGGGGAUGCUAAAGGAGACAAAGCCAAGGUGAAGGACGAGCCACAGAGAAGAUCCGCAAGAUUGUCUGCUAAACCUGCUCCUCCAAAGCCAGAACCCAAGCCUAAAAAGGCCCCUGCAAAGAAGGGAGAGAAGGUACCCAAGGGGAAGAAGGGGAAAGCUGACGCUGGUAAGGAUGCGAAUAACCCUGCAGAGAAUGGAGAUGCCAAAACAGACCAGGCACAGAAAGCUGAAGGUGCUGGAGAUGCCAAGUGACGUGUGUGCGUUUUUGAUAACUGUGUACUU
Molecule: messenger RNA, 496 nt
Organism: Mastomys coucha (southern multimammate mouse)
Lineage: Eukaryota; Metazoa; Chordata; Mammalia; Rodentia; Muridae
Gene: Hmgn2
Product: high mobility group nucleosomal binding domain 2
Exons: 6
Coding region: 194-466 (90 amino acids)
Biological process (GO): chromatin organization
Cellular component (GO): chromatin; nucleus
Molecular function (GO): nucleosomal DNA binding
Source: RefSeq, a predicted model, not a curated record